Elgaria multicarinata webbii is the source of this 1648-nucleotide messenger RNA. RefSeq names its product delta like non-canonical Notch ligand 1 (gene DLK1). The record is from RefSeq and is a predicted model, not a curated record. Gene Ontology annotation, molecular function: calcium ion binding; Notch binding. The transcript is spliced from 5 exons. The coding region runs from base 132 to 1235 and encodes 367 amino acids. NCBI's taxonomy places the organism in Eukaryota, Metazoa, Chordata, Lepidosauria, Squamata, Anguidae.
ACACACAAUCCAGCGCCUAGCUAGCAGAGUCCGGACACAUCCUAUUUGGCUGAGGAGACACGUCCCUUCGUUUUUCCUCCCCUUGGGCAUGUGAAGUGGGGCAUGACCCACCAGCAGGCGUGCUUUGGGGGAUGGAUUUCCAGACUGUUAAAUUUAUCUGCUGUUGCUGCUUCUGGCCGCUCGUCGUCGGUCUCCCUCUGGCCCAAGGAGUUGUUUGCAAACCUGGUUGUCAUCCAGUGAAUGGAUUUUGUGAAGAUUCAAGUGAAUGCAGGUGCCAGCCUGGCUGGCAAGGCCCUUUCUGUGACCAAUGCAUACCUUUCCCUGGUUGCGUGCACGGAACCUGUGCCAAACCGUGGCAGUGCAUGUGUGAAGAAGGAUGGAUUGGCAGCCUUUGCGACACAGAUGUUCAUCCCUGCUCUUCCAAACCUUGUACAAAUAACUCAACCACUUGCAUAGAGACUGGCAACGGCGGAUAUGUUUGUUUGUGUCCUCAAGGAUAUACAGGGAAAAGCUGCCAUGUGAAAAAGGGCCCCUGUAUCGUUAACGGUUCUCCCUGCCAGAACGGAGGCACCUGUGUGGACAACAACGGUUUUGCCCCCCACGCUUCCUGUCUGUGCCCGCCAGGGUUUACGGGACACUUUUGUGAAAUUGAUCUCGACGACUGCGAGCCAAACCCCUGCGAACACGGAGGCACAUGUGUGGAUAUCGGCAGGGGCUUCCGCUGCCGUUGCCCUGCCGGCUACAGAGGCGCGUUGUGCGUCAACCAUGCUGCGGCGUGUGCCAGCAACCCAUGUGAAAAUGGCGGGGCGUGUCAUGAGCGCCCUGGCAGAGGUUUUAAGUGUGUUUGCAAAGCGUCGUUUCUCGGGGCCACCUGCGCUUCUCCCAACAGAAACGCCAGCGUGGAAGCUCGGCACAGGCAGGAUCACCACCUCCACCCGAAGGCUCACCGCAACCCUGUUCACCUGCAAGAACGAGAGAUCUUGACCAUCAAAGAGACCAUUGAAAACAGGCACCCGUUGCUCAGUAAGAGCCAGGUGAUCUGCUUCAUGGUUCUCGGCUUGCUUACGUGUCUUGUUGUGCUGGGGACCACUGGGAUUAUAUUUUUCUCCAAGUUUGAAAUGUGGCUGGCAAAUGCCCGAUACAGUCAGCUGGUGCGCAAAGAGAGAGAUUGCUUUUUGAAGGCGAACGAGGGCCAGAAUCUUCCAGUUAAUAUCAUCUUUCCGGAGAAGAUCUAACUGUCUAAGGAAUAAGGACUUCGUCUCCUAUCCAGAACUUUAUAUUUAGCAAUGACACAUCGAGCUUGUGUCACUCGCUCUUGGGACCAGUUGAUGAAGAAGAAAUGGACCGUAUUUGUGCCAACCCAGAGAAACUUUCAUUACCCCAAUAUAAUUGAAUCGUAUUGUGUAAACCCAUGAAACUUAAUUUAGGUUGCAAUCCUGUAUUUCCUUAACUUGAGAGUAAACACCAUUGAACUCAAUGAGGCUUCUGCCUGAGUAGGCACAUAUAGGAUUGGACUGCUGAUUUAUUUUAUUUUAUUUUUUGAAGUUAGAUGAACCUUUGUUAAAUGAGAGAAUUGUCGUCUUUUUACGCUGUAGCAUGUUUGGCCAUCGUGAUACUUUCCAAUGCUUAUUUUUAAUAAACAGUAAUU